Symsagittifera roscoffensis is the source of this 2495-nucleotide messenger RNA. Its product is annotated as pyruvate dehydrogenase (acetyl-transferring) kinase isozyme 2, mitochondrial-like. The record is from RefSeq and is a predicted model, not a curated record. Lineage: Eukaryota; Metazoa; Xenacoelomorpha; Acoela; Convolutidae. The coding region runs from base 52 to 1497 and encodes 481 amino acids. Gene Ontology annotation, biological process: protein phosphorylation; regulation of glucose metabolic process. The transcript is spliced from 11 exons. Gene Ontology annotation, molecular function: pyruvate dehydrogenase (acetyl-transferring) kinase activity. Gene Ontology annotation, cellular component: mitochondrion.
AUUUAUGCUAGUGUAGAUUACUCUUUUUAUUACUAAACCCUUUGAUCAGCAAUGAAUUGUCGAAAAUCAACUAGGCCGUUUCAUUGUCUUCUUAGACAGCUUGCGCCUGUGAAACAUUCUCAAGAUUGCCAUUUAGGUGCUCGUUUUAACAACAGUAUAACUUGUGCAGUACAAACUUCCUCUUUCAACAUGAAACAAAGCAGAAAUUUGAGCAGCAAUAGUAGCAUCCCCAGAAGUAUCGACGACAAAGAAAUGGCGUUAUUGGUAGACAAAUACGCCAAAUACUCGCCCUCACCUUUGUCGGUACAAAACUUCAUUGACUUUGGAAGUCGGGCAGCGACAGAGAAGUCUUCCUAUUUCUUUCUGAGAAAAGAAAUUCCAGUUAGGCUGGCUAACAUCAUCAAAGAAAUUUCUUACUUGCCACCGAGGUUGCUCAAGAUGCCGUCCAUCGAUCUAGUUCGAUCGUGGUACUUAUUGAGUCUACGAGAGUGCCUGGAAUUCAGUACUAAUGAAAAUCCUUCUCCCAAAGCUGUCAAAAAAUUCACAGAAGCAGUGACCAGAAUUAGAAAUCGGCACAACACAGUUGUCAAAACAGUAGCGGAGGGUAUUCUUGAGCUGAAAGCGACUAGUGAAAUAGACAAUGCAUCUGAUGCCAGUAUUCAGUAUUUCCUGGACAGGUUCUACAUGAUGAGGAUAUCCAUUCGAAUGUUGCUCCUCCAGCACAUUUUCAUCAGCGAACAAGAAGAAGGUGAUGGUUACUAUCAUUGCGGAAGUGGCUUUGCAAACAUUGACUCCGGACAUCCUCGCUUUGUUGGGCUGAUAGAUCCAGAGUGCAAUAUUUCACAUGUUAUUGAAGAUGCUUAUGAGAAUGCGCGGGAUCUGUGCGAGGAGUACUACUUGGUUGCUCCUGGCCUGCAGCUGAAAGACGAGAGCAGCUGUGAUGUAAAGAUGGCGUACAUUCCCUCCCACUUGCAUCACAUGGCCUUCGAACUGUUUAAGAAUGCCAUGCGCGCCACAGUCGAGUACCAUGGCAAGCACUGCGAACACAUCCCUCCUGUGACAGUCACCAUCGCACAGGGUCCCAGCGAACUCUCAAUCAAGAUCAGUGACAGGGGAGGUGGCUUCCCCCACCCGGAGACGUGUACUCUGUUUAAAUAUCUGUACACCACUGCCAAGCUGCCCAUGCAGAUUUCUACCCACGGAGGAGACUCUACUCCUCUGGCCGGCUACGGAUACGGACUGCCUCUGUCCAGAAUAUACGCGAGAUACUUCAACGGGGACUUGAUAUUGUGUCCACAGGAGGGAUUGGGUACAGACGCCAUCAUUUACCUCAAUGCGUUCUCAUCACGUAGCUUCGAGCAUCUUCCAGUGUUUAACUCGGCCACCAAACGGCAGUACUUGGCACCCCAGACUAAGUCAGACUGGACUCAUCCUCCUUCACAGAAGCAGAUGACGAACAGCAGCGAGGUAGAAGAGAAGAAACAUCCUGGAAAGUGACCUGAUGACGUACUCUCGAAGUGUUUGACAACCAACGAAUCAACUUGAACUUUUUUCAUAAACUCAGAACACAGCAGUAGCCAUUAGGGAUUUUAAAAAAUUAUUAUUGCUAUUUCAAACUUCAUCAAUCUCAGAGCAGAUAGUGACUGAUUUUUUUCUGCCUAAAGCAACGUUGAAAUAAUAAUUAAUUUAAUCAGCGGUGAUAUUGCUUGAAAAAGAUUUGAUACAUCUGCUUUGAUAGAGAAUUAAAUCAAUUCUCAGUGGAAGCAGGAAUGAAAGGUUGAAAUAAAUAUCGAAUGUCAUUUAAUUUGUGUGUGGCAAAUAAGACGGCAUCUGUUAAUACGAUGUAUGGAUUAAAGGGCGUUUUAUGUUGUAACAUUUGCUGAUCCAGUGUUUGAGAAUUUAUUUAUCAGUAUCAGAGAAAUACAAAACUUAAAGAAUCGCUGUCCUCAAUGAUUCGUUGUCUUAAUAGCUGUCAUCUUAUCCCAGUUCGAGUUCACCGCCAGUUCAAUCAGGACUUGGCUUUGAGUCUUCUAAUUUAAGAUGAGUCUCAUGUGCUGUUUGUAGACAAAGCUGUUAAAUUGUUGGCAAAUUUCGUGCAUCUUAAUUCGUAAAAAAAUUGGUCCGUAUUAGAUAAGUUAGAUUUUGAAUAGUAUUUGGUCUGCGAAGACUAAAUGGGCAGUUUAGGAUUGGUUAAUUUCGUGCAAAUUUGUUGACCGAAAAUGAUAUUGACAACAGUUUGACAUUGGUAUUUUCAUAAUGGUGCAUAUGAUAUCCUAUGGGUGUUUAUUUGUAAUAAAUUAAUGGUUUUCAACCAAGUGUCAAUGAACGAAGUGAAGACACUUAUUUAGGUCGCAAUGUUGUUUUUGAUAGAAUUUGAUCAUCGUCAAGGUUGGUUUUUCGUGGUUCGACCUUUUCUUUCUUUCAAAGUUCAAUUCUCCUCCCUUUGCAAAAAGGAAAAAAACUGUGCUCCAAUUACGAAUGUGCAAAUGGUGCAA